Darwinula stevensoni is the source of this 600-nucleotide messenger RNA. NCBI's taxonomy places the organism in Eukaryota, Metazoa, Arthropoda, Ostracoda, Podocopida, Darwinulidae. The record is from the annotation of a GenBank genome assembly.
AUGAAGAUUGUGGAUAACACUGAAGCAGGAGAAAAUCUGAUGGAGACGGAAGAAGAGGAAGGAAUAGACAAAAUAGAAGUAGGUGGAGCAAAAGAAGAUGAAGAAAUCAAUCAAGCUUCAUCGAUCUUGCAGAGGAUCAGUUCGGAUGCCUUGAAUUAUGUCGCGGUCUCCUCAUUAGACCUCAGCCGAAUUCCUAAGGACCCUUUCCGAGCCAAAGUUACCUGCCUGAGUUGUCCCCUUCUGCCCCUCUUUCCCUCUGGGGACGACCUGUUCAAUCGCCUUCAACUCCCAUUCCGCUGCACGUUCCUUCGACUCUCUCGCUUAGAACAAAUCAGUUUGGCAGGAAAAGGAAGGAAGCAGAAGAAAAAGAAGCGGGAAUAUGGCAAGCUGGACUCCGCGAACAGCGAGCUCGCCACCAUCUGGAAGAACAAGGUGGUGCAUUUAAAAGCAGCCUGUAACAACCCUCACACACUUGCCGAGUUGGAAGCAAACAUCCAAGCAGAAAUUGCAGCCAUUCGAGAGAAGGAACUCAAGUCCGUGGCAAUGAACUGCCUGAAACGUGCUCAGCAAUGUCUGGAUGUGGAGGGAGGGCACUUCUAG